AUGUACUCUGUCACAGUUUUAACACCAAAGGGACGUCGGCAACAAGUUAAAAUAUUGGAAGAAGUUUGCUCAAAAUAUGGACUCAACGCCAGGGAAUAUGAUCUCAGGCACCACAACAAAAUUUUGGAUGUUUCAUCAAUGUUUAGAUUUACAAGUUUACCAAAUAAUGCACAGUUGGAAAUGACUGAAGCUGUAAAAGUGAGACAAGAAUCAUCAGUUACUCUGGGUCUUCAAUUAGAAUCAGGUGAAAGAUUAACAGGUGUUUUUACUCCAUCUGAUUCAGUAUGGCAUGUUAUUAACACAUUAAAACCUGAAGAAGAACGAAAGGCUCAUAUUGUAGUUAUUUAUAUGAGGCAAGAAAUUUACGGAAGAGAAAAUUUAAAUAGAACAACUUUAAGGAGUUUAGGAUUAACUGGUGGACGAGCAAUUUUAAGGCUCCUACAUAAAUCACCGGAAGAACUUCAUACUCAAGCCAAUGUUACUAGUAAUUUGACUAGAAGUAGUGAAGAAAAAUCAAAAACAAAUUUAAAUACUUCUGAUUUAAAAAAAAUUUCAACUCAGGAUUAUACCUCUAACAAAAAUGAGUCAGGUUUUGAAAAACCUUUCAAACCUCCAUCAAUAGAAUCCCCACCGAGGGAAACAAAAUCUUUGAAACCUUCAUCAGUAGAAUCCCCACCGAGAGAAACAAAAUCUUCAAAAUCUCCAACAAGGGAUUCUCCUCCGAAAGACAUAAAACCCUCAAAAAAUCCUAAAUCAGAGAAUUAUAAUUUUAAAGGGAACGUGUUUGAAAAAUUACUUAAAGAAGAAAAAGCUAAAAAAUUAGAAGAGAAAAAUGCUAAAAAAUUAAUGACCAUUGAUAAAAAGAGAAAUGCAGUAGCUUAUAAUCUUAAUUGUGUGAAACCGACCGCAUUCGAAGAAGAAUCCGAUGAUUUUUACGAUUUAACAAUAAAUGAUGCCAAAAUAUUGCUUAAGCAAGCCAAACAAUUAUGUGCCGAAUUGGAAGAAGCACCGCUAAUGACGGCUGCACAAAGGGAAUUGGAAAAAGACAAAAAAGUUCUUACCCUUCUUCAUCAAUACAAAAAAUCCGUGCUUAGAAUUAAAUUUCCGGAUAGAACGGUUCUUCAAGGAACUUUUUCUCCCAUCGAAACUAUAUCCGACGUAGAAAAAUUUGUUGCCGAAUAUUUAGAAGAUCCAAAAAUGAAAUUUUACCUUUAUACGACUCCGCCUAAAGUCAUAUUAAAACCACACGAAAGACUGAUUGAAUGCGGUUGCGUACCUUCUUGCGUUUUGUAUUUUGGACUUUCUUCUGUCGAUACUUCGCCCGCACAAUACCUGAAAUCGGACGUUUUACAAAAAUUAUCCACGCCGAGUGCUGCCACAUUAACAGCUUUCGAAUCGAGAAAACUUCCCGAAGAGAAAUUUGAUGAAGCUGAAAAGCGUAAAUGGAACAAAAGUUCUCCGAGACCCGGUCCAAGCGGAAGCCAACAAUUUGAUUCCGUUUCCAGGGAGGAUUCGACCUCCCCUCAAAUGAAAUUUCCAAAAUGGUUUAAACCAAACAAAUAG
This is a messenger RNA of Pediculus humanus corporis (human body louse), 1563 nucleotides long. RefSeq lists its product as uncharacterized. The transcript is spliced from 7 exons. Bases 1 to 1563 code for a protein of 520 amino acids. The record is from RefSeq and is a predicted model, not a curated record. NCBI's taxonomy places the organism in Eukaryota, Metazoa, Arthropoda, Insecta, Psocodea, Pediculidae. Gene Ontology annotation, molecular function: protein binding.